This is a messenger RNA of Populus nigra (black poplar), 1564 nucleotides long. RefSeq names its product mitogen-activated protein kinase homolog MMK1. Bases 147 to 1346 code for a protein of 399 amino acids. Gene Ontology annotation, molecular function: ATP binding; MAP kinase activity. The transcript has 6 exons. Gene Ontology annotation, biological process: protein phosphorylation; intracellular signal transduction. Gene Ontology annotation, cellular component: nucleus; cytoplasm. Lineage: Eukaryota; Viridiplantae; Streptophyta; Magnoliopsida; Malpighiales; Salicaceae. The record is from RefSeq and is a predicted model, not a curated record.
CAGCAACAAAAAGCAUAGUACACUUACCAUUUCCUUCUCUCUAGAACUUUUUAUAAUAAAAAGAAAGCAUUUUUAUUAGAUCUGAUUUUGAUUUUGACCAUAACAGAAACCCAAAAGACAGGCACUUUCAGCUACAAAUUUCAGAUAUGGACGGUGGAGGUACGGCGGAUACAGAGAUGUCGGAUGCCCCGCAACAAGAGCAGGCUCCACCACAACCUAUGGGAGGAGGAGGAGGAGGAGGAGGAGGUGGAGGGAUGGAGAAUAUACCGGCAACGUUGAGUCAUGGAGGGAGGUUUAUACAAUAUAAUAUAUUUGGAAAUAUAUUUGAAGUUACUGCUAAGUAUAAACCUCCUAUUAUGCCUAUUGGUAAAGGGGCUUAUGGCAUCGUCUGUUCGGCUUUGAAUUCUGAGACAAAUGAGCAUGUGGCAAUAAAGAAGAUAGCAAAUGCGUUUGAUAAUAAGAUUGAUGCAAAGAGGACACUUCGCGAGAUCAAGUUGCUUCGCCACAUGGAUCAUGAAAAUGUUGUGGCAAUCAGGGAUAUAAUUCCUCCACCGCAGAGGGAAUCGUUUAAUGAUGUUUAUAUUGCAUAUGAGCUAAUGGACACUGACCUGCAUCAGAUCAUUCGCUCCAAUCAAGUAUUAUCAGAAGAGCACUGUCAGUAUUUCCUGUAUCAGAUACUCCGUGGAUUGAAAUAUAUACAUUCUGCAAACGUCCUGCAUAGAGAUUUAAAACCUAGCAAUCUCCUCCUGAAUGCUAAUUGUGACUUGAAGAUAUGUGAUUUUGGUCUGGCUCGUGUCACCUCGGAAACUGAUUUCAUGACAGAAUAUGUUGUUACAAGAUGGUAUCGAGCACCAGAGCUGCUCUUGAACUCCUCAGAUUACACUGCAGCUAUUGAUGUGUGGUCAGUGGGUUGUGUGUUCAUGGAGCUGAUGGAUCGAAAGCCCCUAUUUCCUGGCCGAGAUCAUGUGCAUCAGCUUCGUUUGCUUAUGGAGCUGAUUGGCACCCCAUCAGAGGCUGAGUUGGGUUUUUUGAAUGAAAAUGCAAAGAGAUACAUUCGGCAACUGCCACUUCAUCGCCGUCAGUCAUUCACUGAAAAGUUCCCAACUGUCCACCCGGCAGCUAUUGAUCUUAUUGAAAAGAUGUUAACUUUUGAUCCCAGACAGAGGAUUACUGUUGAGGAAGCACUUGCUCAUCCAUACCUAACAUCGCUUCACGACAUCAGUGAUGAACCAAUCUGCAUGACCCCCUUCAGCUUUGACUUUGAGCAGCAUGCACUGACUGAAGAACAGAUGAAGGAACUUAUUUAUCGGGAAGCUCUUGCAUUCAACCCUGAAUACCAGAACUAGUGAUUAAUCAUUGUGACUGGUCAACUUGAUUUCCUUGAUUUAUAUGUUUUCUAGUGAUUUCUUUCAUGGUGUAAAUACGUUCCAUCCAAAACCGGGUGGUUCCUGAAUCGAAUUAUUUAUUAUGGACAGAAUUCAGGGGAACAAAACAAUUAAAAUGGUGUUUGUGUCGGCUGUAGCAGUGUUCUUUCUAUUGAAUUGAGCCUACUUUUUUCCUGGCA